This is a messenger RNA of Pseudogymnoascus verrucosus, 1002 nucleotides long. RefSeq lists its product as uncharacterized. The transcript has a single exon. The record is from RefSeq and is a predicted model, not a curated record. Bases 60 to 614 code for a protein of 184 amino acids. Lineage: Eukaryota; Fungi; Ascomycota; Leotiomycetes; Thelebolales; Thelebolaceae.
CAUAACUAUUAUAAUUACCAGUUUCUCCCUAUCUCAGAAUCUGACCAGUCAUAUCAAUAAUGACCCUCGAGAGAAUCGUCAUCGUCGGCAAACCAGGCGCAGGAAAGACAACUCUAGCUGGGGAGCUAGCAAGCAGACUCAGUCUGCACAACGUCGAACUGGAUGCCAUUAAUUGGCAACCAAAUUGGGUUCCGCUUCCCAAGGAUGAAAUGCGUGAACGUGUCAGCGAAUCGAUCAGCGCCACUGAUAAUUGGGUGCUCGACGGAAACUACAAAGCUGUCCGCGAUAUUGUCUGGGGACGAGCCGACACGUUGAUCUGGCUUGACUACCCUCUCUGGCUAGCCCUGUGGCGAGUCUUCAAGCGGACAAUGGGUCGGAUUUUUAAACAAAAAGAACUCUGGAAUGGGAAUCGGGAAUCUAUUGGACAUCAUUUGACGCUGGAUCCCGAAGAAAACUUGUUUGCCUGGACGAUUCGAAUGCAUAAAAGCCAUCGAAACGACUAUCCAACUCUUUUCGAGCAGCCUGAGUACAGCCACCUGAAGGUUUUAAGGUUUCGGAGUCCUAGAGAGACGGAAAGUUGGCUCCAAACGAUACCAAGUGCAAGAGAUGUAUGAAAUAAAACGGUGGGAUUGGGAGAGUGUUGAAGAAGGCAUCACGGAGUCAAGUGGACCUCUGUAUUUUGCUCCUGCCCUUAGCUUCACUGAAAGCAUUGGUGUCGUGUUUGUUUGUCCUUUGCUAAUGGGUGAAAGUUGCCACCGGAAGCUUCGUAUUGGAGUCCUAUAACUUCACUAGUGGACUAGACUUUCUUAGGCCUAAUCCUUAUAACAUCCCGCUAACAGCUUUGAACCCCCUCCUGUGAAAUUUCCACUUAUAACCCAUAAUAACUCGAUGCUAAAGCUCCAUAGCCUGUGGAUGUUAUGCAAUAAAUAGAUUAUGUAGGCACACGAGGCGUGAUACCUGGAUGUAACGUACUCAGUUUCUUGAAAAAAUAUAAAUAUAGCU